Molecule: messenger RNA, 747 nt
Organism: Pterocles gutturalis (yellow-throated sandgrouse)
Lineage: Eukaryota; Metazoa; Chordata; Aves; Pterocliformes; Pteroclidae
Product: T-lymphocyte activation antigen CD80-like
Exons: 3
Biological process (GO): T cell costimulation; cellular response to lipopolysaccharide; immune response
Cellular component (GO): external side of plasma membrane
Source: RefSeq, a predicted model, not a curated record
GCUAUGCACUGGAGAAGAAAGUAAUCAAAAGCAAAGUGGGGGAAAAAGUUGGCCUGCCUUGUUGUCAUGAAAUACCCAGCUCAGAAAGCCUACACAACUAUCGGGUCUACUGGCAGAAGAACACCACGGAGGUAGUGCUUGCCUACGCAGAAGGGAAGAAGAUCUCCAAGAACGAUCUCUACGACAACCGGACAGGGUUUGAUGACAGGAACCUCACUCUGUGGAUCUCCCCUGUGAAAAUCCUGGACAAUGGCUCUUACCAGUGUGUAGUUCAGCACCUCAGAUUUUUGCAGAACCCAGUUGUUGUGUGUGAUGAGCCUGUUGCCGUCUUUGUUACAGCUGACUUCAGUAAGCCGGACGUAACAGCAGAAGUAUCCACUAAUUCAUGUGAAUCAACUGAGAUGGUGGUAAGAUGCUCUUCUCAUGGAGGUUUCCCCAAACCCAAAAUCUCUGGAGCCCUCAACAACGUGUCUGUGGUAUGGAAUGCCAGCUGGGUGUCUGAGUCCAGCCUCAGCCCGUACAACGUCACUGGCAAACUGUGGCUCAACGUGACCAAAGACGCCAUCAUCACUUGCUCCGUUGAAUACAAUGGCUUUGCCAAGUCCACCAGUUUGCUUCUGAAAAAAACAAAUGACUGUGUUGUCCCUACUGUUCCUCCAUCUUACAAUGUCAUUACUGCUUCAAGUAUCAUCAUUGUCAUCUUCCUUUUGGCUGUCACCUUAGCAGCAAGAUACCUCCCAAGGCAUG